Molecule: messenger RNA, 1857 nt
Organism: Aspergillus mulundensis
Lineage: Eukaryota; Fungi; Ascomycota; Eurotiomycetes; Eurotiales; Aspergillaceae
Exons: 3
Coding region: 1-1857 (618 amino acids)
Source: RefSeq, a predicted model, not a curated record
AUGCUCGCCAAAACCAAUUCUAUACCCGGCACCAGGGGACAUGGUCGGAACCUCCCCUUGAUGCCGCUCCUUCUCCUCGUCGUCCUGCUCCUAUCAACCCUACCCCACCAGAUAAGUGCCGCCCCAGCCCCAGUGAACAGUCUGGAGAACCGCCACAACAACCCCGCGGAAGAAGCCCAAGGGCAAGGUCAGAGUCAAAGCCAGUCUCAGGGCCAGGUGCAGGGUCAGGUCCUAGUCAGGGUCAAGGCCAAGGUCAGGGACAAGGACAGGGUCAAGGCCAAGGCCAAGCUCAGGGCCAAGGACAGGGCCAGGGACAAGCACAAGGUCAGGGUCAGGGACAAGGUCAAGGCCAAGGACCAUAUGCAGGAUUGGACCAAGGUCAGAUUUCCGGGCAGGAUCAAGCUCAGGGACAAGGCCAAGCUCAGGGACAAGGCCAAGCUCAGGGACAAGGUCAAGCUCAGGGACAAGGUCAAACUCAGGGACAAGGUCAAGGCCAGGGACAAGGUCAAGGUCAGGGACAAGGUCAAGGUCAGGGACAAGGUCAAGGUCAGGGACAAGGUCAAGUUCAGGGACAGGGUCAGGGUCAGGGUCAAUACCCAUCCCAAGGCCAGGGACAGGGCCAGGGCCAGCUUCAGGGUCAAGGACAAGGGCAGGGGCAAGGUCAAUACCCAACGCAAAGCCAAGGUCAGGGACAAGGUCAGCUGCAAGGUCAAGGCCCCUACACAAGCCCCAACACAAACCCCGACACAAGGACAGGGCCAGGGUCAAGGGCAAUCCCAAGGUUCUGGUGACAACUCUGGCGAUGAGUCCGAUGACGACUCCAGCGAUGACGACAACGACUCCAGUGACUCCGACGACUCGGGUGGUUCCGAUAACAACGGCUCCAACGGCUCUGGCAACGGCAACGGCAGCGGUAGUGGCAGCGGUAGUGGCAGCGGCAGCGGCAAAGGAAGCGGCUGGACACUAUCCCUUUACCACGACACCAAAUGCGCCGGACAACCGAUGUUCUUCAGCGGAACAAGCAACCUCUCUUGCUCAAGCUCAACGGGCGGAUUCUCCGAAGCAGCGUUCAUUGGCAAGCUGAAUGGGUGCAAAGUUGUGUUCUUCGAGGCGGAAGGAUGUAAGGAUGAAGCGAAGAUUGGGAGUUCCGAUGGAUCGUCGUCUUGCGCUGUCCCUAAAAAGGAGGAUGAGGAUGAUGAUGAAGGUGACGAAGAUGGUGGGGAUGAUGAUGAUGACGACAAGAAGGAGGAGGAGGAGGAUAAGGGUGAUGACAAGAAGGAGGAGGAGGAGGAUAAGGGUGAUGACAAGAAGGAGGAGGAGGAGGAUAAGGGUGAUGACAAGAAGGAGGAGGACGAGGAUAAGGGUGAUGACAAGGAGGAGGAGGAGGAUAAAGAUGAGGGCGAUGAGGAGAAAGACGAGGGCGGCGAUGACGACUCGGAAGCACAGAAGCCCGCAGCUGGAGGCGACAAGGAAAAGGAAGAAGACGAAAAGGAACAAGAUGAGGAAGAGGAUGACGAUAAAGACGAGGACACGGGUGAUGAUGAAGACGAUCCUAAGAAAAAGCUUGGAGGUCACUUUGAAAGGAGGCAGAACGGAAACCAGACACAGGUUGAUGAUGAUGAUGAUGAUGACACCGACGAAGACGACGAAGACGACGACAAUGACGAUGAUGAUAGUGGUGAUGAUGACGAUAAUGGGGACGACGGGGACGACGACGACGACGACGGUAACGACACGAAGAAGAUGAAAAAGAGAGGAGGCUCUAGUUCUGGGGAAAAGGAGCAGGGCGAUGAUGGCGGCGACGACAAGAAUGGGAACAAGGUCGCCAUCAAGUCCUUCAAGAUCAUCUGUGACUAG